Molecule: messenger RNA, 2060 nt
Organism: Protopterus annectens (West African lungfish)
Lineage: Eukaryota; Metazoa; Chordata; Ceratodontiformes; Protopteridae
Gene: LRRC58
Product: leucine rich repeat containing 58
Exons: 4
Coding region: 302-1336 (344 amino acids)
Molecular function (GO): protein binding
Source: RefSeq, a predicted model, not a curated record
UGUAUGAUGCAAUGUUCCGGUAGUAUUUCAGUGCUCUUCGCUAAUAUUCUACUUAUGGGUCCGCAAAGCCCUUCUGUUCCCCCGAACAUGCAUAACAUAUACUAGUCUAAGUUUCGUUUAUAACCAUUGAGCUAAAUUAUUCAUGAUUCCGGCUAUUAGCCUCUUUUAACACCCUGUAACUUUUUUACAGAUGGCUAAAGGUGGGACUGUAAUCUAGUUGUAUAGUGUAUAUUUUUUUCAGAGUCUCACAGCAACAUUUUCGUUUUGUAUUUACUUAAUUUUUCUGGGACGUGGAACAAAUAUGGAGGGACAUGAAACUCUGAAUUUAUCUAGACUGAAUUUAGAUAAUUUACAACUGGAAACUUUCAGUGAAGAAAAGAAAAAAGAAACACACCAACUGUUAUUACCAUACAACAGGUUUACAGUGCUACCGCCAACCAUAUUACAGUUCGAAAAUCUGCAGUUUUUGGAUAUUAGUAACAAUGGACUAGCAUUUAUAAGCGAAGAUAUUUUGAUGUUGUCAAAGUUGAAAACACUUUUGGCCAAGAACAACCGUCUUGAUGAUUUCUCCUUACCCAAGGGCUUGGGACAGAUGCAACUGGAGGUAGUCAACUUCAGUGGUAAUCGAUUUCAAGAAAUACCCACUCAGCUGUUCGAGUUACAGAAGCUGAAAUCUCUCUCAAUGGGAGGCAAUAGGCUUAUAGGCAUACCACCAGAUGUAGAGAAUCUGAAGAGUUUGGAACAUCUUUACCUUGGAGGUAAUAACAUCAUUGCUGUACCACCUGAACUAGCAAAUUUGCCUUGCCUGAGCUACCUUGUGCUCUGUGAUAACAGAAUUCAAAGUAUCCCCCCUCAGCUGUCUCAGUUACACUCACUGCGAUCCCUCAGUCUGCAUAACAACGUACUAACGUUUCUUCCACGGGAGAUACUUAACCUUGUGCAUUUAGAGGAACUGAGUCUUCGUGGGAAUCCACUGGUUGUACGUUUUGUUAGGGACCUGACCUAUAAUCCUCCCUCACUUCUAGAACUGGCAGGACGUACAAUAAAAUCUCGUAAUAUUUUGUACAAUGCACAGGAUAUGCCUGAAAAUCUUGUUCGGUACCUUGAUCUGGCCAGCAAAUGCCCCAACCCCAAAUGUUCAGGUGUUUAUUUUGAUUCUUGUGUUCGACAGAUCAAAUUUGUUGACUUCUGUGGAAAGUACCGCUUGCCACUCAUGCAUUAUCUCUGUUCACCAGAAUGUUCCUCACCAUGCAGUUCCAAUUCUCAAAGUGAAUGUGACUCUGAAGAUGAAGCUGCCAUUCCGGCAGACAGACUGCAGAAAGUCCUUCUUGGAUAAAUUAAAAAAAGUGGCAUAUUGUUUGCACAGAAGACAAAGAGAAUAUUAAUGAUCCCGUAGAAAAAGUAUUUUUUCUGGAGUAGCUGAUUUCAUAACCAUUCUCAUGCCAAGUACACUUCACUGUUGUAGAAUUCUACCGUUUGAAAGGUGGAACUUUGUUUUUUAGCUAGUACAGCAGUUCAAGAGAUGCAUCUUGCUGAAUGUGUCACAUUGCUUUAUAUGUGGUUACAUGAAGUGCAACUGCAACAUAAGAAGGGAGAAAGAUCCUCCGAAAAUCCCGAGCAAAUGCUACCCCCUACUGAUGAACCACAUGGGUUUGUGAAACUAAAGUUCUUUGCAAAGUCAAGACCAGUGAACAUUUAUUUGUCCUGUUGGUCUUUGUAAGCAUUACAAACAGUGAAGUUGUCAAACUGAUGCAGGGCUGCCACAAUGCUUGUUUUGACAAUAAUAUUCUUGUGUAAGGCAAAAUAUCUUAAGGCUUCUUGUAUCUUACAAGAAGAUCAAUAAGAGUUACUAAGAAAUUCACUUGUAAGUACUUCAUAGGGUUGCUCAUUAAAGCAUUUUGUUUCAAUUCCUAGCCAUCUGUUAGCCUACAUGUUGUAUGGCAAUAUUAUGAAAUAAACUGAAGUGUGUGUGAGAAAGUAUUGAAGAAAUAGAGGGAGGAAAUCGACAUUCAGGACAGUUAACUCCGUUUUUCUACAAUAUGUCCUUGAUGCUUAGUUAA